Tribolium castaneum (red flour beetle) is the source of this 2496-nucleotide messenger RNA. It is a transcript of the gene Fcp1, whose product is annotated as TFIIF-interacting CTD phosphatase. The transcript has 5 exons. Gene Ontology annotation, molecular function: RNA polymerase II CTD heptapeptide repeat phosphatase activity. The coding region runs from base 41 to 2317 and encodes 758 amino acids. The record is from RefSeq and is a predicted model, not a curated record. NCBI's taxonomy places the organism in Eukaryota, Metazoa, Arthropoda, Insecta, Coleoptera, Tenebrionidae. Gene Ontology annotation, cellular component: nucleus.
CCGCGUUCUGCGUUCAUGAGUGAAGUCGUUUCCGUGCAAGAUGGCGGAAAAAACUAUGUGCAUAUCACAGCAACAAACAAAACCUAUAAAAAUUUUAAAAUGGAAAGUGAGCGAAGGGAACACUGUCUCGAUCGGAAGAGUAAUCCUUCUGUAUGAUUUUGACGGGGCUUCCAAGGUGGAACAACGCAAGUUGAAGGUAACACAGGCCGGAACAAUUUUUAAGAUUGUGGCGCAGGAAGGCGCCAUUGUCAAGCCAGGCGAGACUUUGUGCGAAUUGAAAGAAUGCACGCAUCCGACGGUGAUGAACGACAUGUGCGCAGAAUGCGGCACGGAUUUGAGGAAAAACGACGUCAGUGUGGCGGCUUCCGUGCCCAUGGUGCAUGCCAUACCUGACUUGAAAGUCAGCGAAGAGCUUGCACAGAAACUCGGCAAAGCGGACGUUGAUCGGCUUAUUAGAGACAGGAAACUUGUCCUGCUUGUGGACUUGGAUCAGACCUUGAUCCACACAACCAAUGACCACAUUCAGCCGAACAUCAAGGAUAUCUAUCGCUUUCAGUUAUACGGGCCCAAUUCACCUUGGUACUUCACAAGGUUGAGGCCCGGAACCCAUCAGUUUUUGAACAAUAUUUACCCGUUUUACGAGCUGCAUAUUUGCACCUUUGGCGCAAGGAAUUACGCACAUAUGAUUGCUGCGGUUCUGGACAGGGACCAGAAGUUUUUCUCAAAUCGUAUUCUCUCGCGGGAUGAGUGUUUUGACCCAACUAGCAAAAAGGCGAACUUAAAGGCUCUAUUUCCUUGCGGGGACAACAUGGUGUGUAUUAUUGACGACAGAGAGGACGUGUGGUCGAACGCCGCAAAUUUGAUUCAUGUCAAGCCGUACCAUUUUUUUCAACACACCGGCGACAUAAACGCACCCCCUGGUUUAGACAAACAUGAAAAUGAUAACAAGGGAGUUGAUUUAACAAAAAUUAAAGACCAGAAAAAAGACGAACAAAUCCAGAAUAACGAUAGUAAAGCGACAGAAAAUGACAGUGAGAAAAAUGGUGAAAAUGUCGAGGAAAGUAAAGUUGAGAAUCAGGUUUCAAAUGAAUCUGAGAGUACAAAAAACGAGAGUAAAGAAAAUACCGAAGAUAGUGAAGGAAAUAAUAAAGUAGAUGAAAAUAAAAACGGUGACGACAGUAGCGAACAAAAAAUUGAAAAUGUUGAAUCUAAAGGUGUGAAUGGUGAAGCAGUAACUAAUGACGAAAAGCCUCCACCUGAAGAAAGUAAAACGCAAACGGAAGGGGACACCAAAACUGAAACCCCUCCGGAAACAAAAAACGCAAUCGAAAUAAACAAUCAUUUAGUAGAAGUUGAAGACCCCGAUGACUAUCUCUCCUAUCUAGAAGAUAUACUAAAACGUAUUCAUCAAGCUUUCUAUGACGCUUAUGAUAAAAUGGAAUCGGGAGAGGUUCCCGACUUGAAGAAGGUGAUUCCCGGGGUGCGAAGUCAGGUGCUACAGGGCUACAAGCUGGUUUUUAGCGGGUUGGUGCCAACUCACAUCAAAUUAGAACAAUCAAAAGCGUACCAAAUCGCCAAGAGUUUGGGUGCUGAAGUUACGCAAGAGCUGGAGGACGACACGACACAUUUGGUGGCUGUUAGGCCAGGCACUGCUAAGGUGAACGCCGGCAGAAGAAAGAAGAACUUGAAGAUUGUUACACCCGAUUGGCUGUGGUGUUGUGCAGAACGGUGGGAGCACGUAGACGAGAAGAUUUUUGCUUUGAAUAGCAAAGGCUCAAAAAACCGGCAUCCACCGCCUCAUUGCAGCAGUCCAGAGCAUAUUAUAAGUUAUCCAGAGCACAAUACGCCCGCUAUGCGAAAAAGGACACCCAGUGGAAGGUUUAUGGACACGAUUAAUCCUCUCAUGUCGUUUUCCAGCGCAGAUAUAGCGGAUAUGGAUAAGGAGGUUGAAGACAUUUUGGACGACGAAAGUGAUAGCAGCGACGAAGAGAAGAACGCGAAAGCAACUGUUGUCAAUUCUGAAGAAGUACACGAAAAUAGUAGCAGUAGUGACGAUUCUCUAGGUGAACAUCCAAAAGGCUUCAAGAGAAAAAGAGAAGGUGGGGACGAAGCUGAAAUUGAUCUCAAUAAUAGUACAGAAGAUGAUGAAACGCCUAGUGUCAAGUUCCGAAGGGGAGAGACUGUAGAUAGUGAAGUGGAUAUGGAACCUGAUUCGCAAGAUAGUGACGGAAGUGUGGAAGCUCCAGACGAAGUGGACGAUGGAGAGUGGAAUAUGAUGGGUGCCGCCCUUGAACGAGAAUUCUUGUCAAAUAAUUAGAAAUAAUUUUUUAAGCCAUCGAUUAUUUUUUUAGACUUGCAGUAUUAAUAGUAACAAUGAAAUCUGUUACCUGAAUAAUUUCACGCUGAAGGAUUCUUAUUUAUAUAUAUAGAAUGUUAAUGUAAUUAUUUUUAAUUGAAUGCUGUGCAGAGUUUCAAAUAAAGACUGUUGACAACUUA